Molecule: messenger RNA, 2276 nt
Organism: Mercenaria mercenaria
Lineage: Eukaryota; Metazoa; Mollusca; Bivalvia; Venerida; Veneridae
Exons: 2
Coding region: 631-1107 (158 amino acids)
Source: RefSeq, a predicted model, not a curated record
UAUGCAUGAAUAAACCGCUCGCGUGUGAGUCAAUGAAAUUAUGAAGUAUUUACAAACUGUCAAAAGGAUGUAGUUUUUUUUAUCUGAGUUCUCUAAAUAAAAAUGAAAGUAGGUCGGUUGUUACCUGGUUGAAUGACAGUGGUUUACCAAAGCGAUAGUUAACUUGACAUUAAAACCUACUUUAAAGUUUGUUGACACCAUUUAACAAGCAGUUCUAUCUAAAUAGUAGAUUAUAUUCAGAUUAAAUAGUGUGUAUUAUACCAAUAAGAGGCCUUAAUAAAGGGUACAACAACAGGAAAAGGCGAUAAUAACUUCGUUUAAUUGAAAGGCGCGACAUCGUACGAUUUUGUCAGCUGACUAGAUGCAGUGUCAGUUUGCAUAUUUUUGACAAUUAUUUAAACGAGCACACAAUUAGAACUUGCGGUAAUAAAUUUUUGGCGUAGUUCAGGUUUGGUGUACUAUAUCUUAACUAAUUUAAGGAAAUACCAAUAUAAGCGGACCGCAACGGUCAUUUGGAGGAUUAUAUAUAGGUUUUUAUUGUAAACAGACAUUUUCAAGGCUGCGGAGAGAAGAGAAAAACUUUUAUGGACUUAAUAUCAUAGAAGUACAGUUUAAAUUGUCUCAAAGAAAAUGGAUGUGAGAGCUGGCAUCUGGAUCACCUGGUUGGCCAGUAUCGUUUUUAUAAAUACAGUAAAUGCAGUAGAUCCUCAUUACUUGGAAAAGGCGAAAAUUCUCAGCCAGGAAGAGGUAGAUUCGGCGUCUGAAGAAACCGGAAGGUUCGAAGCUUCGGCGAGACGCUGCAGGAAGGUUGGCGAAAAAGCUGCGAAAAAGCGUGUGUCGUGCAUUGCCGAUACGGACUUCUUUGAAACGCUGUCCAACCGCGUGCACAUGUCUAGAAUAGUACCCACGGCAAACGAUAGAGAACUGUGGGAUCUGGCAUACAAAAUCAGCAAAUGUUCGCUAAGUUACUCUAAAUACUUUGAGCAUGCUUGCAAAAUAAAAACCAUAUAUUUGAAUGACCGACGUCGUUGCAGACGACUUCGUUCACGACAGGCCCGUGCUGAAUGUAAGGGAGAAAUUCAGAAAAAGUAUCCUAAUAGGGGAUAAAUGGACACUGAAACAAAAAUAACCGAACAAGAUACCAAAUGUGCCUUCAUUGUGUGAUCUAUAAAUACGAGAACAAAAAGAACUUGUCCGUCAGUCGGCCCGCAACUUCACAGCAAACUGUUACUGACAGAGGUCAAGAAGGUCCUAUGUCGCUAACCGAUCAGCCACCGAAAUGCGGACAAGAUACGGACAUCACCUGUGUACAAACUAUGUGGGAAACUGCCAGUUUCUUUAUUCGCAUUAUCUAUGUCAUAUGUAAAUAAGUCUUAUUUAUUGUACGCAUUCAUUAUUCAAACUAUUUAUGUCACUCUGCACCUCAUUUUCCACUCAUUUUUGCCAUCCUAGGUUAAAUUUCAAAUUCACAAUUUUUAGUUAAACAAAUAAACACUGUUGAAAAAAAGAAGAUAAUAAACAGUUUUACAACAUGACUUUUCAACCACUUACAUAAUUAAUUUUCAAGUAAGCAUAAAAUUUUACGUAAUACUCGAUGUUCAUGGUCUUACUUUUAUCGUCGGGAUGACACGACGGUAAUCUCAAAUUAAAACAAUGAAGUAGCAUUGAAAAACGCAUAAAUUUGCAUUUGAAAUUCAUAUAUUAUUAUAUUUUGGCAUAAAGAAAAAAGUUAUCCUCUUUUUUACGCAGAGGUGACAGAAUUUGACUUGCAAUUAGCAUAUCCUUAACUAUGUAAACAAAUACUUUAGUAAAAGAGAUACCGGCGUAUUAAGGAUAAGCCAUUCAUCCUGUUACAGUAGACCUAAAUGUGCAUAUCUACUUUAGACACAGACAUCCGAUUUCAUCAGAGAGCCCCGUACGUUAGAAUACCAAAAUUUUGUUUUGCAAAAAUCAAAAUUUCUUCUUACUGUCAUGAUAAAUGAACUUGUAGACUUGUAGAAAAUUUAAGUUUUUUAGUGUGGUUUAUUGGAUUUUGAUAGGUCAUGGCACAAUGCAUGCCGCGACGGGCGUUCCUAUGAAAAUCCAGUGUCUGUGGUUUCAGCGGACGAAAAUCGGAUGUUUUGAUGUUAUUGUUGUUGCUUGCCAACUGUAAGUUCGUGAUUUACGAAGGAAAAGCAUGCAGUAAUGAUCCACAUGAAAUAUGAUGCAUGCACUUUAUCAUACUUUUUGUGAAUGUAAUUAUUGAUUAAUGAAAUAUUAAAUAUUGCGAAUACCUA